Messenger RNA from Leptopilina boulardi, 621 nucleotides. RefSeq names its product histone H4-like. The transcript has a single exon. Gene Ontology annotation, biological process: nucleosome assembly. The record is from RefSeq and is a predicted model, not a curated record. Lineage: Eukaryota; Metazoa; Arthropoda; Insecta; Hymenoptera; Figitidae. Bases 133 to 441 code for a protein of 102 amino acids. Gene Ontology annotation, molecular function: structural constituent of chromatin; DNA binding; protein heterodimerization activity.
UACAAAUGUGAUUGGUUGGUAGUAAAUUAUGGGGGAAACCGUUUUACAAAGAGACUAUAAAAGAACGUAUAAAAAGUAAAAAAAAAUUUUUUAAUUCUUUAAAAUUUUAAAGUCUUAUUAUUUUGUGUUGUAAUGAGUGGUCAUGGGAAAGGAAGUAAAGGUUUGGGUAAAGGAGGUACAAGGCGUCAUCGCUUGCUUCGUGACAACAUUCAGGGAAUUACUAAAGGGGAUAUUCGUCGCUUAGCUCGUCGUGGUGGAGUUAAACGAAUUUCUGCAUUAAUUUAUGAGGAGGCUCGUGGCGUUCUUAAAAUUUUCCUCCAGAAUGUUAUACGCGAUGCUGUAACAUAUACCGAACAUGCCAAGAGACAAACAGUUUCAGUUAUGGAUGUCGUUUAUGCUUUGAAGCGACAAGGUCGCACAUUGUACGGUUUUGAAGGUUAAUAUAUUUUUUAACCCCAGAUACAAAAAUAAUGGAAAAAAUAAUGUGCACUGAAAUUUUUUAAUCUUUAAAAGAAUAUCAAUCGGCCCUUUUCAGGGCCAUGAAAAUUAUACGUCAGAAUCUUUUAAUGUUCAAAGAAUUCAAGUUAAUACACUCUUUCGACUUACUCAAUAAAAAAUGAA